Balearica regulorum gibbericeps (East African grey crowned-crane) is the source of this 2975-nucleotide messenger RNA. NCBI's taxonomy places the organism in Eukaryota, Metazoa, Chordata, Aves, Gruiformes, Gruidae. The record is from RefSeq and is a predicted model, not a curated record.
GGUUACAGUUUUUACCGUUGGAGGCAGCAGAAGUAACAUUUUACUGAAGGGAGUGCAAAACGUGGUGUGCCUGAGAUAAUCAAGAUCACUUGAAAAUUUUUUUUUUUUAUAUGAACAAGCAGGAAAAUGCAUAUUCAGUACUUACUUAAUUAAAGUUCUGGUGUUUAGCGAUGGAAAACCCACAAAUAAACUUCCCUUUAGGUCUAGUUUCAGACCAAAAAAGGAGUGGGAUCCAAGAGGAUGGGAGUCCUCCAUUAAAAAAAGCAAUGACAGAAAUGCACGUAAAUAGCAAAGUACGAGUUGUAAUAAAUAAAUUGCCAACAAUAAAGAAGGAGAACUUGGAUGAAUAUGAUGAAACGGCUGUGGAGGCUGAUGGGGAAACCGCCAAGCCAAACAGUACUUCACUAUCUGAGCCUUUGAAUUUAAAUCCGGGUUUGAAACACACGUUGGCACAGUUCCACUUGAGCAGCCAGAGUUCGCUGGGUGGACCAGCAGCUUUUUCAGCUCGUUAUUCCCAGGAAAGUAUGUCACCCACUGUCUUCUUGCCUCUUCCAUCACCGCAAAUACUUUCUGGUCCACUUCUCAUUCCUCCAGACAGCUCCACAGAACUCACCCAGACUCUGCUGGAGGGGGAAUCUAUCUCUUGUUUUAAAGUUGGAGGAGAAAAAAGACUUUGCCUUCCUCAAGUGUUGAAUUCGGUUCUCCGAGACUUUUCCUUGCAACAGAUCAAUACAGUGUGUGACGAACUGUAUAUAUACUGCUCAAGGUGCACUUCCGACCAGCUUCAUAUUCUGAAGGUUUUGGGAAUUCUUCCAUUUAACGCUCCGUCCUGUGGGCUAAUUACACUGACUGAUGCUCAGAGACUAUGCAAUGCUUUACUACGUCCUCGCACUUUUCCACAAAAUGGUAGUUUUCUCCCUGGUAAGAACACCUUGGCCCAAUUGAAAGAGACUGGCAGUGCCUUUGAAGUAGAGCAUGAAUGCCUGGGCAAGUGCCAGGGGUUGUUUGCACCUCAGUUCUACCUUGCACCAGAUGACCCGUGUAUCCAGUGUUUAGAGUGCUACGGGAUGUUCUCACCCCAGACGUUUGUGAUGCAUUCACACAGAUCCCCGGACAAGAGGACCUGCCACUGGGGAUUUGAAUCGGCCAAGUGGCACUGCUACUUGCAUAUUAACCAAAAAUACUUAGGAACAUCAGAGGAGCGGGAACUGAAACAUCUCUUGGAGGAAAUGAAGGAGAAAUUUAGCGAGAAAAAUCAGAAAAGAACUCGGUCCAAAGCAGAUUCACAGCAGAGCCUGGAAUUAUCGCAGUGGUAUCCGGUUAUAAAGCAAGAAGCAGAAACUGAUCCGCAGCCAUCCUCCUUUUUCCAUCCCAGUUACUACCUUUAUAUGUGUGAUAAAGUGGUUGCCCCAAACGUAUCUCUUGCAUCACAAUAUAAGGAUGUUGCAAAAUCAACAGUCAAAGCUUCAGAAGUAAUUAAAUCAUCACCUGGACAGUCAGAGAAGAAGCUCAGUAGCGGAAAUCACAAAAAAGCUGCCUCCUAUCCAGAGCUUUCUCUUGAAGAGCAGGAAAAAAUUGACUUGAAAACUGGCAUGGAGCAGCAUAAACAUUUAGAUUCACCUGUACCAACUCGUUCUGCAAGAGGUGGGAAAUCUGAACGUAUUUCUUCCAAACUCACUAGAGACUCUAGCCGUGUUGAAGUAGGUAACGAUGUGCGAACCUUGUCCCCCACUCUCAUGAAAGACAUCAGUUGUGAAGAUGACAAGGGAAGGAUCAUGGAAGAAGUAAUGAAAACCUAUAUCAAACAGCAAGAAAAACUAAACACCAUUUUACGGAGGAAACAGCAGCUUCAAAUGGAAGUGGAAAUGUUAAGCAACUCUAAAGCUAUGAAAGAAUUAACUGAAGAGCAGCAGAAUUUACAAAAAGAACUUGAAUGUUUGCAAACAGAGCAUGCUCAAAGAAUGGAAGAAUUUUAUUUUGAGCAGAGAGACUUGGAGAAGAAACUGGACCAAGUGAUGAAGCAAAAGUGUAGCUGUGACUCCAAUUUAGAAAAAGACAAAGAAGCUGAAUAUGCAGCACAGCUGGCAGAAUUGAGACAGAGAUUGGAUCAUGCAGAGGCAGAUAGACAAGAGCUUCAAGAUGAACUGAGACAAGAACGAGAGGCAAGGGAAAAGUUAGAGAUGAUGAUAAAGGAAUUGAAGCUACAGAUCUUGAAAUCUUCAAAAAAUGGAAAAGGAAAAUAGAAAUUGGAAGAGGAAGCAUGACUGCGUCCUUCAAACAGGGUGUUCUGGUUUUUAAUGAAUUAUGAGCAGUUUCUGUGUGAUAAGAAAAAGUAUUCUCUACAGAUUUCUAUUUCCCAGACAAGUGCAGAUGAAGAUAUACAUAUAUAUAAAUAAAUAGAUAGGGAUACAUUUUUAGAUUUUCCUAACCAAUGAAAAUCUGCGUUUAUUUCUACUGAUGUUUUUCUCAAACGAUGAAAAGUACGAAACUCUUCAUUUAGAGUGACCAGUUUCUGUCUAAUGCAGUCUCGAGGACUCUAUACCUUUUAACAUUGUGUGUUAGAAUGUAUGUGGUGAUCUUUAUUUUGCUAUCAAUUGCACAUCCAGUUAUAAAAGUACAUUAAAAAAAAUCGAUACUCUUCAAGGUGAAAAAUAGUUUGGGUUUCAGUGAGAAUUAUGUGUUCUCCAACUGGGGAGAGGCAAGGCAGCUUUUCACCUGUAAAGUAAUACUCAAAAUUGCCACGUUAAUAGAUGAUUGAUCAUCAAAAGUGAUUUACCAGCGUGAAUUUUUCCCAUCAUUUCAUUGUGUGAAGUCAAGCUGAUCUUUUUGCUAUUUUCUAUUUAACAACUUGUUAUCAACCUAAAGAGUUUUAGAGCCAGCAUUUGCUUGCCAUGCUGGAAGGAAAAAACAUUAGGGUUUUUUUGUAAAUUAAAAAAAUUUACAAUUACAAUGGAAUCUUUGGAGAUUAAAAAUUC